Molecule: messenger RNA, 1395 nt
Organism: Neoarius graeffei (lesser salmon catfish)
Lineage: Eukaryota; Metazoa; Chordata; Actinopteri; Siluriformes; Ariidae
Gene: slc38a11
Product: solute carrier family 38 member 11
Exons: 12
Coding region: 1-1395 (464 amino acids)
Biological process (GO): amino acid transmembrane transport
Molecular function (GO): amino acid transmembrane transporter activity
Source: RefSeq, a predicted model, not a curated record
AUGGAGAAGAAACUGAACGACAGGAGUGGAUUUCUUCACAAGCAGGAUGAGGAGAAGGGGUUACUUUCAGCCCAUAUGGAGCAGACUGAAGGGAGCACAAGCUCCAGGUCAUAUGCCUCAUUCAACUUCAUUAACUCCAUCAUUGGAUCUGGACUUAUUGGCUUGCCAUUUGCAAUGGCCCAGGCCGGCCUACCCCUGGGACUGCUGCUGCUUUUCCUGGUUGCAUUCAUUACAGAUUACUCAAUCAUCUUGUUAAUAAAAGGGGGAAACUUGUCAGGGACACACAGUUAUCAGUCUCUUGUACACAGCACUUUCGGCUUUGUUGGAUACCUAAUUUUGUCAGUCCUGCAGUUCCUCUAUCCAUUCAUCGCAAUGAUAAGUUACAACAUCAUCACUGGAGAUACAAUGACCAAAGUGUUUCAGAUAAUACCAGGAGUUGGUCCUGAUCAUAUUCUGGCAGAGAGGCACUUUGUCAUUUUGGCCUCUACCAUCCUCUUCACAAUUCCUCUCUCACUGUACAGAGAUAUGGCUAAACUGGGAAAGGUCUCAUUAUUGUCCAUGCUGCUAACUCUGGCCAUCAUUGUCAUAGUAGCUGUGAGAGCUGUAACACUGGGACCACAAAUCCCCCCAUCUGAGGAUGCAUGGGUGUUCGCACAGUGGACCGCAAUUCAAGCAGUUGGUAUCAUGUCAUUUGCCUUUAUCUGCCACCACAACACUUUCGUGAUCUAUGGGUCGCUCAAGGAGCCCACUCUAAGUAAUUGGUCCCAGAUCACACAUGUGUCUGUGGGCUCAGCUGCUCUAGUCAGUUUGCUGUUUGCUGCUACUGGCUAUGCUACUUUCACUGGGUACACACAAGGUGAUAUUUUUGAGAACUAUUGCAAAUAUGAUAACUUGGCCACAUUUGGUCGAUUCUGCUAUGGACUCAGUAUAAUCACCACCUUCCCUUUGGAGUGCUUUGUGACAAGAGAGGUGGUGUCAAAUAUCUUUUUUAAUGGACUACUUAGCAACACAGCCCACAUCGUGGUUACCUUGGUGAUAAUAUUAGUGGUUACAGCAAUAUCCCUCUCAUACGACUGCCUUGGUCUCGUGCUGGAGUUGAAUGGUGUUCUAUGUGCUACACCUCUGAUCUUCAUCUUUCCGUCGGCCUGUUUCCUGAAACUCUCCAGUGGGCGUUGGUUUCAGAUGAAGAAACUUAUGCCAAUGCUUAUUCUCAUGGCUGGAGUUUUUGUCAUGACUGUCGGUUUGAUUAUGACAGGACUGUCUCCUCAGGACUGUUCACAUGGAGUGGAGAUGUUUUACUGCACAGACUUGAACUCCUCUGCUUCUUUAAUUAUAACUCCAGCGAGUAGUGUGCUUCCAUUUAUGAAUACGACUCAGAACAUUAGCAUUUUCUAA